Molecule: messenger RNA, 1038 nt
Organism: Closterium sp. Naga37s-1
Lineage: Eukaryota; Viridiplantae; Streptophyta; Zygnematophyceae; Desmidiales; Closteriaceae
Source: the annotation of a GenBank genome assembly
AUGGUGAUUGCUGGAGUGACCGAUUACUCGCCAAUGCGCGCUGGCGGUGCGUCGGUUGCGUUCGGAAAACCGUCGUCUGCCUCCGAAACGGGGACCAUGGCGACGGUGUCCCCGCCGCCGUCUGCUCCAAAGCCCGUGACAACAGAUGCUGAAAGGACUCUUCCCCUCGAAUCCGCGGAUCCCCUUGGCGUGAGCGAGGCUGGCCCGUCUGCCCCUGUUGUUGCUCCGCCUGCUCCAACUGAUGCUCCCAGUCCUCCUGCUCCCGUUGUUGCGCCAACGGCGUCUGCUCCUGCUGGGGAAGUUGCUGUUCCCCCUGCUCCUGCCCCUGGCGCCCACGUUGCACCGACCGCUUCUGUCCCCGUCGUGGCUGCGCCGGCGUCUGCUUCGUCCCCGAAGGCGGCGUUCGCCACCACUGGCGGCCCGGCUCCGUUGGUUGCGCCUCCGGUCGUGGACCCGCCUGCACCCGCUGUGCUGCCGGCGACCCAAGUGGUGCAGUCGUCUCGUCCCCAGUCGCCUGACCGCCGACCAUCUCGCCCCCAUUCUCCUGCGCCCCAGCAGGAGCGCGAGUCGACGCGGCACCGGCGCAACUCUCCCCGGCGCUACCAGCCGCAGGCCCUGUGGCCCGCUCACCACGGUGGCAAUGGGGGCUGGAGGGGUCCGCGUGGUCGCGGAGGUGGUGGGGCAUUCCGCCCGCCUGUGACAAUGGCGGAUCUUCAAAGGGAGGUGUCGAGGGCCGUGCGCGAGGAGAGGGUGGCGCAGAGCCAGAGCAGUUCGCUGCGGGCGGCGCCGGCGCAUGUGGCUCCUCGACAGGCCGUACCUCCCGUAGACCUUCCACCAGCUGCUGUACUUCCUCUCCCCGUCCUUGCUCCAUCGGCUCCCGCCCCUGCUGCCUCGGUUGCCGCUUCUAGGUCUCGUCUCCGCCUGCCCCCCGUUCCGCCGGUGGCGGGUGUUGAGUUUGUUGCCGCUGGCCCCCCUCCUCUUCCUCUCUCUUCUCUCCUCCUUCGCAUUCCAUGGCCAUGCAUGCCCAGCCUUCUCUGA